This is a messenger RNA of Rubroshorea leprosula, 1124 nucleotides long. Lineage: Eukaryota; Viridiplantae; Streptophyta; Magnoliopsida; Malvales; Dipterocarpaceae. The record is from the annotation of a GenBank genome assembly.
AUAUUAAUCGCGCUUUAGGAAUUCGUUACCCGUCGUAGCCAUGGCCACUGACGCUUCCCCACAAUAUCGGACUGUACCACCGCCGCCGGAUUUUCACCCUGAGAUCAUAAUAUCUCCUUCACCAUCGCACGAUGGCCUUGAGUUCUGGCAGUUCAUGAUCGCAGGGUCUAUUGCGGGCUCCAUCGAGCACAUGUCUAUGUUCCCUGUUGACACUCUUAAGACCAGGAUGCAGGCUCUCGGGGCUUCCUGCCCGGUUCAGCCUGUCGGGGUCCGUCAAGCCCUCGGCUCAAUCCUAAAGCUCGAGGGCCCCUCUGGGCUAUACCGUGGAAUAGGCGCCAUGGGACUUGGCGCGGGACCCGCUCAUGCCGUAUACUUUUCAGUUUACGAAUUCUCUAAACAAUUUCUGUCCCGUGGCGACCCGAACAACCCGAUUGCCCAUGCCGUUUCCGGUGUGUUCGCCACGGUCACCAGCGACGCCGUGAUCACGCCGAUGGACAUGGUGAAACAGAGACUUCAAUUACAGAGUAGUCCGUACAAGGGAGUCGCGGAUUGCGUGAAACGGGUGCUGGUGGAGGAGGGCAUCGGAGCGUUCUACGCGUCGUACAGAACUACUGUAAUCAUGAACGCACCAUUUACUGCCGUCCACUUCGCUACUUACGAAGCGGCAAAACGUGGGUUGAUGGAGGUGUCCCCGGAUAACGCGAGCGAUGAGAGACUGGUAGUUCAUGCCACCGCCGGUGCUGCUGCAGGUGCUCUGGCGGCCGCCAUCACAACCCCACUUGAUGUAGUUAAGACCCAGUUGCAGUGUCAGGGAGUUUGUGGGUGUGACAGAUUUUCCAGUAGUUCAAUUGGGAAUGUUAUCGAGACGAUUGUGAAGAAGGAUGGAUACAGAGGGCUGAUGAGGGGAUGGAUUCCGAGGAUGCUCUUCCAUGCUCCGGCCGCCGCCAUCUGCUGGUCUACCUACGAAGCAUCGAAGUCUUUCUUCCAAAGACUCAACUACAGCCACUAAGGGAUGAAGAAUAUUGAUGUUGUAUGUCUGUUGGGGGUGCUGUGUUUUGUACUUCCACAAUUGCUUGUCGCAAAACCCUCAAAUCUUUUCCCUCAAAUAAAAGCGCUGGAAUAGA